Molecule: messenger RNA, 1184 nt
Organism: Agrilus planipennis (emerald ash borer)
Lineage: Eukaryota; Metazoa; Arthropoda; Insecta; Coleoptera; Buprestidae
Product: espin-like
Exons: 5
Coding region: 56-946 (296 amino acids)
Source: RefSeq, a predicted model, not a curated record
UCGUAGUAGUUCGGAGGUUCGGAUAUCGUCGUGAGACAUAGCAUUUAAAUGCAACAUGGCUUCCAGUGACCUGUCACUAGAAGAAAUUCGCGAAUAUUUUUUAAUAAAAGGUGGUACAGUGGCUAACCGUGAAGUGGUGAAGCAUUUUAAGAAGCAUCUGACCGACCCUGUGACUAAAGAUGAUGCGCGCGUCAAAUUCAAAAAAUAUAUCAACACCCUUGCUACUACGCGAACCGAUGGUACUGAAAAGUUCUUAACAUUGCGACCCCAAUACAUUGGAUCUGCUUCUCCUUCUUAUCAGUCCGUGGGUAUCCCUAGACCACAGAUCAUGCCCACUUCACCGACUUAUUCGAUGAAAGAUUUUCAUGCAACUUCUCCUUCAUCGUCACCAGUGAGACAACCACCCCCUUAUCGUCCUCCUCCUCCUGUCACGUCAUCGCCAAGCAUUUCUCUGGACAACGUGUCCAUGUGUUCUUCGAACGUGUCCCUUCAGGACGUGAUGGGCACCCCGCAAGCACCCCCUAGAAAUCGUAGUAGAACCAGUAUCCGAAGCGAUAGUCAGGAAAGUUUUGAUAAAAAAUUAGAUAAAGAACGGUCCGCUGAGGAGGACAAAGAGAACGUUGAUAAAAAGCCCAUUAGUGUUAAAGAACGUACUCAAAAGUUUAAUCGGUUAGCGUCAGUGGAGGAUGAGCUUAGUCCGAGGCAGCAGAAGGAAAGAAAGCGUAAUCAAGAGAGGGGGGCCGACGAGGAUGACGGCGCUUCGGUCACUUCGUUAGAUCAGAAGAAGUGCACGGAAUGGCUUGUAACUGCAGCGAAGGGCGACUACCAGGACUUGGCCAAGCUGGCGACGGACGAACCGCGCCUCGUUAAAUUAAGGGACCCGUUCACGGUACGUAGUUUAGGUGAUGCCAUCGUAUCAUCAUCAAUCAUUUUUGACGGUUUUUAACUGUUUUUUUCGAGACCCUGAGGUCCCUUCCUGCCACAUCUUUUACAUCUUGAUCCUUCAGAAAGUGGAAAAUUCAGGAUUUAAAGACGCUAAGUACAAUCCUCUUGAUGUAAUCAAUUUACGUGUUUUUUUUUUUUAUUGAAUCCUGUUUAUGAACGUUAACUACAAAAUCAUGUUAUUUUUCUAUGAGAAGGAGGUAACCUGUUAAUACGUUUAAGUUAGAAACAGUCGCAAAUUA